Molecule: messenger RNA, 4022 nt
Organism: Castor canadensis (American beaver)
Lineage: Eukaryota; Metazoa; Chordata; Mammalia; Rodentia; Castoridae
Source: RefSeq, a predicted model, not a curated record
GGCUUCGCGGACGUGUUGGGGCGGCGGGUCCGAGCCCGGCGUGCGCGGAGGCUGGGCGGGCAGCCCGAGCGGCGGCACGGCGCAGAGCGUGAGCUGAGCCCGGCCGGCUGUGCCGCGCCGCCGCCGGCGCUCCCGGGAAGAUGGUCGUGGCGCUGCGGUACGUGUGGCCUCUCCUCCUCUGCAGCCCCUGCCUGCUCAUCCAGAUUCCCGACGAAUAUGAAGGACACCAUGUGAUGGAGCCACCUGUCAUCACAGAACAGUCUCCACGGCGCCUGGUUGUCUUCCCCACAGAUGACAUCAGCCUCAAGUGUGAGGCUAGAGGCAAACCUGAAGUACAGUUUCGCUGGACAAAGGAUGGCAUUCACUUCAAACCCAAGGAAGAAGUGGGUGUGACUGUGCACGAGGCACCCCACUCUGGCUCCUUCACCAUCGCAGGCAACAACAGCUUUGCCCAGAGGUUCCAGGGCAUCUACCGCUGCUUUGCCAGCAAUAAGCUGGGCACUGCCAUGUCCCACGAGAUCCAGCUCAUGGCUGAGGGUGCCCCCAAGUGGCCAAAGGAGACAGUGAAACCCGUGGAGGUGGAGGAAGGGGAGUCAGUGGUUCUGCCUUGCAACCCUCCACCCAGUGCAGAGCCACUCAGGAUCUACUGGAUGAACAGCAAGAUUUUGCACAUCAAGCAGGAUGAGCGUGUGACAAUGGGCCAGAAUGGCAACCUCUACUUUGCCAAUGUGCUCACUUCAGACAACCACUCAGACUACAUCUGCAAUGCUCACUUCCUGGGUACCCGGACCAUCAUUCAAAAGGAGCCCAUUGACCUCCGGGUCAAGGCCACCAACAGCAUGAUUGACAGGAAGCCACGUCUGCUCUUCCCCAGCAACUCCAGCAGUGACCUGGUAGCCUUGCAGGGGCAGCCCUUGGUGCUGGAGUGCAUUGCUGAGGGCUUCCCCACUCCCACCAUCAAGUGGCUACGCCCCGGUGUCCCCAUGCCAGCAGACCGUGUCACUUACCAGAACCACAACAAGACCCUGCAGCUGCUGAAUGUGGGAGAGCAGGACGAUGGCCAGUAUCACUGUCUGGCUGAGAACUCGCUGGGCAGUGCCCGCCAUAUCUACCGAGUCAAGGUGGAGGCUGCCCCAUACUGGCUGCACAAGCCCCAGAGUCGUUUGUAUGGGCCAGGAGAGACUGCCCGCUUGGACUGCCAAGUCCAGGGCAGGCCCCAACCAGAGGUCACCUGGAGAAUCAAUGGGAUCUCUGUGGAGGAGGUGGCCAAGGACCAGAGGUACAAGAUCGAUCAGGGAACUCUGAUCCUGAGCAACGUGCAACCCAGUGACACCAUGGUGACCCAGUGUGAGGCCCGCAACCAGCAUGGCCUCCUGCUGGCCAAUGCUUACAUCUAUGUUGUCCAGCUACCAGCCACAAUCCUGACAGGAGACAACCAGACAUACCUGGCAGUUGAGGGCAGCACUGCCUACCUGCUGUGCAAGGCCUUUGGAGCCCCCGUGCCCAGUGUCCAGUGGCUGGAUGAGGAAGGGACCACAGUACUCCAGGAUGAACGCUUCUUCCCCUAUGCCAACGGGACCCUGGGCAUCCGAGACCUCCAGGCCAAUGACACUGGACACUAUUUCUGCCAGGCUGCCAAUGACCAGAACAAUGUGACCAUUGUGGCUAACCUGCAUGUUAAAGGUCAGACAAUAUCAAUACAGGGGCCCCGGAAUGCAAUUGAGAAGAAAGGCUCAAGGGUGACCUUCACAUGCCAGGCCUCCUUUGACUCCUCCUUGCAGCCUAGCACCACCUGGCGCAGGGAUGGGCGAGACCUCCAGGAACUUGGAGACAGUGAUAAGUACUUCAUAGAGCAUGGGCACCUAGUCAUCCACAGCUUGGACUACAGUGACCAGGGCAACUACAGCUGUGUGGCCAGCACUGAGCUGGAUGAGGUGGAGAGCAGGGCACAGCUCUUGGUGGUGGGGAGCCCUGGGCCGGUGCCUCGGCUUGAGCUGUCCGAUCGUCACCUGCUGAAGCAGAGCCAGGUGCACCUGUCCUGGAGCCCUGCUGAAGACCACAACGCUCCCAUUGAGAAAUAUGACAUUGAAUUUGAGGACAAGGAAAUGGCGCCUGAGAAAUGGUUCAGUCUGGGCAAGGUGCCAGGGAACCAGACCUCUACCACCCUCAAGCUGUCACCCUAUAUCCACUACACCUUUAGGGUCACUGCCAUCAACAAAUAUGGCCCUGGGGAGCCCAGUCCGACCUCUGAGACUGUGGUCACACCUGAGGCAGCCCCAGAGAAGAACCCUGUGGACGUGAAAGGGGAAGGCAAUGAGACUAACAACAUGGUCAUCACAUGGAAGCCCCUCCGGUGGAUGGAUUGGAAUGCCCCUGAGGUUCAGUACCGUGUGCAGUGGCGCCCACAGGGCACGCGAGGGACCUGGCAGGAACAGAUUGUGAGCGACCCCUUCCUGGUGGUGUCCAACACAUCUACGUUCGUGCCCUACGAGAUCAAAGUUCAGGCAGUCAACAGCCAGGGCAAGGGCCCUGAGCCACAGGUCACCAUUGGCUAUUCGGGAGAGGACUACCCCCAGGCAAGCCCUGACCUGGAAGGCAUCAAGAUCCUCAACUCAAGCACUGUGCUGGUCAAGUGGUGGCCUGUGGACUUGGCCCAAGUCAAAGGUCAUCUCCGGGGAUACAAUGUAACGUACUGGUGGGAGGGCAGUCAGAAGAAGCACAAGAGACAUGUCCACAAAAGCCACGUGGUGGUGCCUGCGAACACCACCAGUGCCAUCCUCAGUGGCCUACGGCCCUACAGCAACUACCAUCUGGAGGUGCAGGCCUUCAACAGGAGGGGACUAGGGCCUGCGAGUGAGUUCACCUUCAGCACCCCAGAGGGAGUGCCCGGCCACCCUGAGGCAUUGCACCUGGAGUGCCAGUCGGACACCAGCCUGCUGCUACACUGGCAGCCCCCACUCAGCCACAAUGGCGUGCUCACCGGCUAUGUGCUCUCCUACCAUGCCUUGGACGAGGGAGGCAAGGAGCAAGAGUCCCUCCACCUUCCAGACCCAGAACUUCGGACACACAACCUGACCAACCUCAGUCCCAAUCUGCGGUACCGCUUCCAGCUUCAGGCCACCACAAAGGAGGGUCCUGGCGAGGCCAUUGUGCGGGAAGGAGGCACCAUGACUUUGUCUGGGAAGCCAGAUUUUGGCAACAUCUCAGCCACAGCAGGUGAAAACUUCAGUGUCAUCUCCUGGGUUCCCAGGGAGGGUCAGUGCAAUUUUGGAUUCCACAUCUUGUUCAAAGCUCUGGCAGAGGGGAAUAUGGGCCCUAACCUCGAGCCGCAGUAUGUCAGCUACAACCAAAGCUCCUACACACAGAGCGGCCUGCAGCCUGACACUGAGUAUGAGAUCCGCCUGAUGAAGGAGAGGGUGGUCCUGCGUCAGAUGGCUGUGAAGACCAAUGGGACUGGCCGUGUGAGGCUCCCUCCUACUGGCUUCGCCACAGAGGGCUGGUUCAUUGGCUUUGUCAGCGCCGUCAUUCUCUUGCUACUAAUUCUGCUCAUCCUCUGCUUUAUCAAGCGCAGCAAGGGCGGCAAAUACUCAGUGAAGGACAAGGAGGACACCCAAGUGGACUCUGAGGCCCGGCCGAUGAAAGAUGAGACCUUUGGCGAGUACAGUGACAAUGAGGAAAAGGCCUUUGGCAGCAGCCAGCCAUCUCUCAAUGGAGACAUCAAGCCCUUGGGCAGUGAUGACAGCCUGGCAGAUUAUGGGGGCAGUGUGGAUGUGCAGUUCAACGAGGACGGCUCCUUCAUCGGCCAGUACAGCGGCAAGAAAGAGAAGGAGGCAGCAGGAGGCAAUGACAGCUCAGGGGCCACCUCCCCCAUCAAUCCUGCUGUGGCUCUAGAAUAGCGAGUUCCAGCCAGGUGAGGCAGGCCACGCUCUGCCCAGGGCCAGAGGUGCAGGAGAGCCAGUGGCCAAGAAACCCCAGCCCAACGCCUGUGCUGUGCCGCUGACCUUGGGAUCGAGGUCCCUCUC